Messenger RNA from Arachis duranensis, 1161 nucleotides. Its product is annotated as pentatricopeptide repeat-containing protein At1g62350. The record is from RefSeq and is a predicted model, not a curated record. Gene Ontology annotation, molecular function: protein binding. The transcript has 2 exons. The coding region runs from base 167 to 865 and encodes 232 amino acids. Lineage: Eukaryota; Viridiplantae; Streptophyta; Magnoliopsida; Fabales; Fabaceae.
CACCCCAACUUCAAAAUCCCGAGAAAACAAAAACCCUCCCAAAGCUGCUGAAUUUUCCUCACUUGAAAAGGAAAAGGAAAAGGAAAAGAAAAAUCAAAACCCCUCACCAGGUGCAGCAAAAGAGAAAACAAUCAACCAUCAAAGCAGCAGUGCUCGUAUCAUCAUUAUGCUGCGUCGUGCAGUACGAAGAGCUGCUUCUUUGGCCACCCGAACCGCCUUACACCCUCGCCAGUUCGUUUCCGGUUCGGCGUCCAAACCAAGCCUGUCCAUAUGGAGGCGCAAGAAAGAGAUGGGCAAAGAAGCCCUCAUCGCCGCUAAAGAACUCAAGCGCCUUCGCUCCGAUCCGCUCCGCCUCGACCGCUUCGUCGCGUCGCACGUCUCUCGCCUUCUCAAGUCCGACCUUGUCGCCGUCCUCGCCGAGUUCCAGAGACAGGACCAGGUCUUCCUCUCCAUGAAGUUGUAUGAUAUAGUGCGCAAAGAAAUAUGGUACCGGCCAGACAUGUUCUUUUACAGGGACAUGCUUAUGAUGCUGGCAAGAAACAAAAGGGUGGAAGAAGCAAAGAGGGUAUGGCAAGAUUUGGAAAGCGAGCAUGUCCUCUUUGAUCAGCAUACAUUCGGAGACAUCAUUAGAGCUUUUCUAGAUAGCGGAUUGCUGUCUGAGGCAAUGGACAUAUAUGAAAAAAUGAGACAAUCCCCUGAGCCCCCUCUUUCACUGCCGUUUCGCGUGAUAUUAAAAGGGCUUCUUCCUUAUCCAGAAUUGAGAGAGAAAGUAAAAGAUGACUUCUUGGAGAUUUUCCCAGAUAUGAUCAUCUAUGACCCCCCAGAGGACUUGUUUGAAGAUCAAUCAGGACCAGGAUAUAGAUAAGAAUUUGUUUAUUUAUUUAGUUUAAACUUAGUUACCUAGAUUCUCUGGCAUGUUGUACAUUAUCCUAUGAUAAUAACGUGAAAAUAGAGACAACGAUUUUUGAAGCCUAUGUGAUGUUAGUAAUAGGAAAUUAUUUUUGUUCUUUCCUUUAGAAACCCAGACUUUCCCCAUUAAAUCAUUGUACAUCUCAGCUUAACUAGGAACGGAUGUGGAUCAUACAUUACUUCAUAAGCAUAGGUCAAAAGAUGGUGGCGAGUUAUUCAAUGAAUACACACAAGAUUUAUGAAAUUUUAUUA